AUGCUAGCAAAGUAUUUACUUUUUUCCAAUCAAAGGAGCAUAUUGAAAAGUACCAUAUUCAAAUUCAGCUCAGCUUAGAAAUAGAACACAGAUAUUAUCACUAAAGUAUAAAUAUCUGUGUAUCAUAAGACCUUAUACAACUUCUUAUCAAAGCUAAACUAAUAAAAUGUAGAUCUAGACUAAUAAUAUUUGGACUUGACAGUAAAAAGUGCUGAUGAUUAAAGUUAAUAAAUCUAGGAGCAAUUGUCUAGUAUGCGAAAGCAAAUGACUAAGCUAAACAUUUACAGUAAAUUAUUUGUCGAUCUUCAUAAGACUAUUGAGUCCUUGAAGGCUUGCCAAGAAAUCAGAGAUGAUCCUAGAGAAGACAAAGAAAUGAGGAAAUUAGCAGAGGAAGAUCAUGAAAUCAUAAUGGAGUAAUUAGAUGAAUUGCAAUUUGAAAUUGAAGAGGCAAUAGUACCUCAGAAUGAAGUUGAUAAAAAGAACUGCACCAUUGAAGUCAGAUAAGCUGCUGGAGGUAGUGAAUCUAGUUUGUUUGCUGAGGAUCUGCUUAAUAUGUAUAAGGCAUUUUGCUAAAAGAAAGGAUUGAAAUGCAUAUAAGAGGAAUUUAUGCAAGACAUUGCGAUUGGAAAAGGGUGUAAACACGCACUUUGCAAAAUUAUAGGAGAAGACGCUUAUAAGUACUUUAAGUUUGAGGCAGGAGUUCAUAAAGUUUAGAGAGUGCCUGAGACUGAGAAAAUGGGAAGAAUGCACUCAAGCACUGUCACAUUGGUGGUAAUGCCAGAAGUCCCAAGAGAAUUUCACAUUGAUGAAAAAGAUAUUAGAAUAGAUACUUAUAGAGCUUCAGGUGCUGGAGGCUAGCAUGUUAACAAAACGGAUAGUGCUGUAAGAGCAACACAUAUUCCCACUGGCAUUAUUGCUACAUGUUAAGAUGAGAGGACUUAACAUUCCAAUAAGGCUAGAGCCCUUGAGAAUUUAAAACAAAGACUCUAUUAAGCUUUUGUUGAGAGAGAAAACAGUAAAGAUUAAAAAGCUAAAAAAGAUUAAAUGGGUACUGGUAAUCUAGGAGAAAAAAUUAGAACAUACAAUUGGCCUAGUAAUAGAAUUACUGACCAUAGAUUAGGGGUAUCAAAGUUCGGUAUUGAGGAAAUGCUCUCUGGAGAUCUAUUAGAGGAAUUCAGUGAUGAGUUAUUAGAGCAAGAAAGAAGUCAGAAGCUAAAACAUAUUUUUGGAGAUUCCGAAAAAUCAAGUCAGUGA
Messenger RNA from Stylonychia lemnae, 1254 nucleotides. The record is from the annotation of a GenBank genome assembly. NCBI's taxonomy places the organism in Eukaryota, Ciliophora, Spirotrichea, Sporadotrichida, Oxytrichidae.